Messenger RNA from Thelazia callipaeda (thelaziosis nematode), 546 nucleotides. NCBI's taxonomy places the organism in Eukaryota, Metazoa, Nematoda, Chromadorea, Rhabditida, Thelaziidae. The record is from the annotation of a GenBank genome assembly.
AUGAUUGUUGAUAGAUUCUGGGCAGAAUUAUUUCGACUUUCAUCAGAUCGAAGUGAAUGGAUCAUUCUGAAUCCAUCGUUGCUUUCUAUUACAGUUGCUGAAGUACAGUCAACACAAAAACGUACUUAUUCAAUUUACAAAACAGUUCAAUUCAUUGCAAAAAGUGAAUUAGGAAUUGUUUCUGAGCAAAUGUUAGACACAUCAAAUCGUGUUGUUCGAGUUUCUUCUUGUUUUGCGUAUUGGCAUUAUGAAGGAGAGACGUAUGGCAUCAACGUAGCUUCCACUGAUGACUGUGACAGAUUCUGUAAAUUAAUCAAAGAUGUUUCUUCUAUUUCAUCUGACUCGAAUACACGUGAAGUCACUUCAGUGCCAAAUUUAACGCAACCUAUAACUAUUCGCGCACAUAUAAUGCAAAUUUUUGAAGUAGAAAAUGAUGUAAUCAAAAAUUGUAGCGCUCCAUUUGCAGAAUGUGUCUUAAAGCUUACUCAAAAUGGAGCUUUAGUUCGGCUAAAUGGCAAAGAUUUUCCACUUAAUUUGGUAAGUUAA